CUGAUAGGCUAAAAAUAAACUAACAACACUUAUUUAACGGUCACUACUGAUACGACGACGUCUUCACAAGGGCUUGGUUGAAGUCACGAAACGUAUCCCAUACUGCAAAUCGUCUUCAAGCCCAACUCCCGUUUCGGAUGUCUGCAAAGGGGUCUUCGUGUUGCAGCAGCUUGGAUUUCCCUCUCUGCAUCUUCUCUUCCUGCUUGUUCCAAUCGAGAGCUCCUCCAUUCUGCUUCAACACAGAUCGGGCUUUGAACCUUGAUUCCACCGAAUCAACGCAGAUCCAGGUUGUUCACACCGGUGGCUUUUCUCGCGGCGAAAACAUAGGUCAGCCCACCUCCCUUAAAUUCGAGGUUGUCGGGUUGUCACGACUUCCGACGACUCCGCCCCGGCUAGGAAUGACAUUGACAGCUCCAGCUGCACUGUCGAGUUCACAGCCGCCGGGAUCUGAAGCAGACCGAACCGUCGUCCGCCCAUCAUGAUUGAAUUUUUCAAUUUUAUUUUAUAAUAUUAUUAUUUUUACCAUAAAAUAAUAUUUUAUUCUUCACUACAGUUGCUUUGGCUUUGCCCUUGGGUUUGCCCACGUUGAUUGCUCGAUCCAAAAUGGCGACAUUCCGUUAUCUGGAGGAGAAGUUACUGGCGCGUCUGCAGGGGUGGAAAUAGAAAAUUUUAUCCUGGGCGGCUAAGGAGACCUUAAUUAAGUCAAUUGAUUUGGCUUUGCCCCUGUAUGUUAUGUCUUGUUUCCGGUUGCCUCUCUCCCUUUGUCGUUUAUUGGAUAGACAUGUGGCCCGCUUCUGGUGGGGAGCUGAGGAGGGGCACCCCAAGAUUCGGUGGGUGUCCUGGCGGAACCUUUGUCGGAGUAAGCAUGAGGGGGGACUUGGAUUUCGGAGGUUUGAACAUUUUAACCAGGCCCUCUUAGCAAAGAUUGGCUGUCGUAUUAUCCAAGAGCCGAAUUCCCUCCUGGCUCAGGUGUAUAAAGGGAAGUACUUUCCUCACGGAUCUUUUCUAUCUGCUACUGGCCGGUCUAGGCCGUCUUGGGGAUGGCAGAGUAUCCUGUUUGGGCGCCAGCUUUUGGAGGCAGGGUUAAGAUGGCAGAUCGGCAAUGGCCUGUCGGCCUCCCUGGUGCAUUCUAACUGGAUUCCUGGGCUUCAACUGGAUCCUCCUUGCUAUAACCCUCGUGUCCUGCCAAAUGGGGGGGGGGGGGGGGGGAGGGAUCCCCGGGUAGCGGAGGUUAUUUGUCAAGGGGAAGGGCGUUGGGAUGAGAAUAAGCUUAGUCAAUGGUUUGGCCCUUCUGUCUGUCGGGCCAUUACAGCUAUCCCACUUCCGAGGCGGAGUGUGGAUGAUAAACUUAUAUGGCAUAACACUGCUGAUGGGGUGUUCUCGGUUAAGACAGCAUAUCAUCUGGCUGUUGAGCUUGACAGGAGGAGGGGUGGGUGGCGAGACUCGGUGAGUUGGAUGGAUAGACAAAGAUGGAUCCGGUUGUGGGAAGCUAAGAUCCCUCCCAAGCUUAAAGUCUUUGUCUGGCAAAUUUUGAAUCGAGCCUUGCCAACCACAGAGGCGCUCAUUGAAAAGAAGGUUUGUGCUGUCCCGGUGUCCGGUUUGUUGGGAUGGUCCCGAGACUAUGGAACAUUUAUUUCUUUACUGCCCGGUUGCGCGGGCUCUCUGGGAUUUAUCGGGGUUGGAGUAUUUAGGAGAGGCUUUGCCUCGGCACACUUUUCCACUAUUUCUGAAGCGGAUGCUUGCCCUGGUCCAUGAUCAAUCGUUGUUUAUGGCGCUAGUUGCCAUCCUUUGGCGGAUCUGGCGUUCACGAAACUGGGUUAUCUUUGAGGGCAAACAGUUUGGGCUUCCGGCUUUAAUGCGCCAAUUUCAUCAGCAAAUUGAGGAGUGGAUGGGGCUGCCGGUUGACCAGCAGUCAAGGGUGUCGUGCCAGGUGGUCCAGCCAGGGAUCCAAAUGGAUGAUUCUUGUUUGGUUUGCCUGUGGGAUGGGGCAACUAGGAGGGGAUCACACUCGGCUGGAGGCUUGGUUCUUUGUGGUCCGGGAAGGACGGUCCUUCGGGCUAAAGGUGUGCAAUUUGCACGAAUUGAUGAUCCGAUGGUGGUGGAAUUGCUUGUGUUGCGUGAGGCUAUCACUUGGUGUUUAGAGUGGGGUUUGUCCGGGGGUUCGGUUCGAGGGUGAUGCGAAGGUCAUUAUUGACAAGAUUAAUCAGGCCAAUUUGCGGGACAAUCGCUUGGGGGCAGUCCUGGACGAGAUUUGUCAAUAUUUUGCUGCCUAUCCAGGGUUUACUGUGCGGUUUAUAGGUCGGGAGAACAAUAGGGUAGCACAUUUGGUUGCUAGAAAAGCCCUUUCUUUGUACCCAACUGGGAACCGUUAUUUUGAUUUCAGGGCCUGGCUGCUUUCCAGGAUGUAACUAUCUUUCUGAUUGAUUAAUAUAUAUUAUCUUUUGAA
Linum trigynum is the source of this 2446-nucleotide messenger RNA. The record is from the annotation of a GenBank genome assembly. Lineage: Eukaryota; Viridiplantae; Streptophyta; Magnoliopsida; Malpighiales; Linaceae.